AGAGAGGCACAGAAGACAGGUGCAGCCAAGGGGUGAGGGAGAGCCUGGAGGCGCAGGAUGGAAGAUGGAGGUGGUAGCGAAACUGCUUUCCUCCUCCCUGGGGUCGGCAGCGAUUCAUCCACAGGCGCCUUUUUCCACUGAAAUGUGAGCGUGGCCAGCGUAGCGCUGCCCUCGCGGCCGUGGCGCCUCUGGUGUGCGCCUGUGUGUGCUGCUGCCGCUGUCAUCGCAGAUGCACCCCAGCUGUCACUCCUCGCUGGGCUCUGGCUGCUCGCGCACACGCGCGCGCUCUCCUCCCUCGCCCCUUUCUUCCCUUUCUCCUCUCUCUCUCCCUCCAUCCCUCUCUUUCCUUCUCAGUUUGUGACUGACCCAGCAGCCCCGUCCCCUGUCUGCCUCAAGCAGUCCACCUCCUGGUGCUGUGUGCUGUGUGCCAGCCGCUGCUCCUGCUGAGUGGAGACUCUGGCACCAGUGCCCACUGCGCUCUGCCUGCCGGUGGUGUCUGGAUUUCUCUAGGAAUCCCAGGAGGGUCUUACUGGAGGGUCGAGAGCCACCUGAUUGAAGGCGUUUGCGGUCAGAGUAAAGACGGCUGCCACAGCAUGAACCCCUGAGCUGAUGAGUCUUAUUAUAGCCCGGCUGGCGGAAGACAGAGUGCUCCUAUUCACCUCUGCGUGGGCGUCGGCGGUGCAGGGGGGAGCGGCAGGCCAUCCAGCGGCUCACACCCUACGCGGCUGCAGCUGCCAAGGGCCUGGCCCCUGCCUCCCUCGGGCCAUGGUGAGCUGUGGUGAGGCUGGAGAAACUGGGACCCAGGACUGACAGGCGGCGCACCAGGGGCUCCUCUCUCCCCAGAACGACAGGGCCCGGAGAGCCGUGGGCCUCACCAUGCUGGCACCAGGCAGCAGCCCUGAGCAGAGGGGCAGGCUUGCCCUGCAGUGGAGGCAGGUCUCCUGGAUCACCUGCUGGAUCGCCCUGUAUGCUGUGGAGGCCCUCCCCACCUGCCCUUUCUCCUGCAAGUGUGACAGCCGCAGCCUGGAGGUGGACUGCAGUGGCCUAGGCCUCACCACGGUGCCCCCAGAUGUGCCCGCGGCCACCCGAACCCUCUUGCUCUUGAACAAUAAGCUGAGUGCCCUGCCAAGCUGGGCUUUUGCCAACCUGUCCAGCCUGCAGCGGUUGGACCUGUCCAACAACUUCCUGGACCAGCUGCCCCACUCCAUUUUCGGGGACCUGACGAAUCUGACUGAGCUGCAGCUGCGCAAUAACAGCAUCAGGACCCUGGACAGGGACCUACUGCGGCACUCGCCGCUGCUCCGCCACCUGGACCUGUCCAUCAACGGCCUGGCCCAGUUGCCCCCUGGCCUUUUCGACGGGCUCCUGGCUCUGCGCUCCCUCUCGCUUCGCUCCAACCGUCUGCAGAGUCUGGACCGGCUGACAUUUGAACCCCUGGCGAACCUGCAGCUGCUGCAGGUGGGGGAUAACCCCUGGGAGUGUGACUGUAACCUGCGUGAGUUCAAACACUGGAUGGAGUGGUUCUCCUACCGAGGGGGGCGCUUGGACCAGCUUGCCUGCACCCUGCCCAAGGAGCUGAGGGGGAAGGACAUGCGGAUGGUCCCCAUGGAGAUGUUCAACUACUGCUCCCAGCUGGAGGACGAGAAUAGCUCAGCUGGGCUGGAUAUUCCUGGGCCACCCUGCACCAAGGCCAGUCCAGAGCCUGCUAAGCCCAAGCCCGGGGCUGAGCCAGAGCCGGAGCCCAGCACAGCCUGCCCACAGAAGCAGAGGCACCGGCCGGCGAGCGUGAGGCGAGCCAUGGGCACGGUGAUCAUCGCGGGGGUCGUGUGCGGCAUCGUCUGCAUCAUGAUGGUGGUGGCCGCUGCCUAUGGCUGCAUCUACGCCUCCCUCAUGGCCAAGUACCACCGGGAGCUCAAAAAGCGCCAGCCCCUGAUGGGGGACCCCGAGGGCGAGCACGAGGACCAGAAGCAGAUCUCUUCUGUGGCCUGAGCGCCCGCCCCCACCCGGCCAGGUAGGAAGGGCGGGGAGAGCACAAGGCAUUGCUCAGCCACAGCCCCCACCUUGACCCGGCGCUGGCCAUUGCCUCCCCCAGUCCACUCUCCUCCCUGCCCUCCAGCAGACAAGCCACAGCGGGUUCUCUCCCUGCACUUUCGAGGCUCCCUGAAAGCCACUGUGCUGGGGGCUCCUGCUGAUGCGCCUCUGUGGGCCAGUAAAUCUUUGGAACAUCUGGGGAAUCUCCCUAAGCUCUGGCCACAGCAAAGCAAGGAGGUGUGUGCAAGAGGAGGCUUCCGGACUGGGCAUUCCCCUGUCGCCCUUCCUGCCCUGGGGUGGCCAUAGCUGGUGACUCUUCCUACCUUGCUGGUCCCACCUCACCUGCACUGAGGGGUUGGGGAGGGAGGGAUCUGAGGGAUGAAGGUAGAUUUCUGAGACUCUCUCCUAAGCCAGAAAGACGUUCUUAACACCCCUGCAGUGUGAAAGCUGGUCCAGCUCUACAACUGUUGGUACCAAUGUACAAACACACCAGCCCUGCCAUCGGGACCCAGCACUCAGAAACACCAUACACCCCUGGCCGAUGCCAUCGUGCCCCUGGAUCUGCUAUAGGCCACACUGACCACAUGCUCCUGCAUUCGCUAAUUCACUCACACACCCAUUGCAUCACCAGUGCAGUCACAUAGAUUGAAAGAACACACACACACACACACGUACACGCACGCACACACACACGCACACGGUCACAUGGAGACCCAGGCUAUGGGCACUUGGACAGCAGAGACAUGCUGUUCCCCUGGGGGUCUCCCUGAGAUCACAGAGCCUCUCGCUUGCUCACUGCAAUCUUCUCAAGUCAACAGCAGGAAGGAACUCAACCAGUAACACCAGGAUCCUUUGAGAUCCUCUAAAGUGGGCCAAAGUGGUGCCACUGGAGGAGACCUCCUGUCACCAUGGUAACCCUCUCACACCUCUCCUGCUGGGCUUUCCCGGGACACCACCCAGGGGCCUGGAGCCGCUCCAUGUGUGCAUGGCGGCCUCUUGAGAACCCAGCCACACACCACUGGUGUUGCCUCGGUCCUGCCCACGCACCUCACAGCACCAGGCCCUGUGGGGCCCCCACCGAUUCCUCCACAGCCUGCAGCCUGGCACCAUGACUCUGUGCCUCUCACCCUCCAUCUUCAGUACUCCUGGCCUGUGAUUUCAGGGCUGGGACUUGGUGGUGCUUUGCCAUUGGUGGCACCCUCUGGGGAAAGCAGAUGGCAGGCAGAGAACACGGUGGCUCCCCUGAGGCUCAGUGCCUGCCAGCUUAUCGCAGACAGAGCCCAGCAGCGGGAGGGGGUGGCCACAUGCUGCCCAGAGGCUCCCAGGAUGGAGCCUCUGUUCCCGGGCUUUGUCUGCUCAGUGUGGCUCCCUAGAGCACUUCCUUGCACCCAGGCGGGGGCCAAACCAGGGAGUGGGUGGGGAGCCUGUCUGGGACGGAGCCACCUGCUGCAAGGCAGUGCAGGUUUUCCAGGUUACCUGUCCCCCUCCCUAGCUCCGCCCCUCCUCAGAGUGUGAAGAUGGUGGGUAUCUAGGUGUCGUGCCCACAGGCUCAGGAGGUAUCAGGCUCGAUCCUGGCUCUUGGAUGGAAUUUCGAUGGGGGCUCAGGAAGAAGCCAGCGAGAACCCUGAAGCCAAGGGUCUGAGCAGAGGGAGGUGGCAGCCCUCGCUCCUGUGCCCCGCUCCAACCCUCCCUGCUCAUGCAGUAGUGGGUGGGUGAGGUGGGCUGGGGGCCUGGAGGAGUGCCUGUGAGGAGGUUGGUCCUGGCAGGUGGACAGAGGACGCCUGGCAUGGGCUGCUUACUGGGACCCCCGGCCGCCCUGCCGCGGCCACAGUCUUCCUUCUUUUGGCGUGCGGGCUGGUGCCAGAUCUGGGGAUUUUCUAAAGGGACUGGAGGGAGGGGAGGGCAUUGUCAAUGGUGGUAUCUUUAGCCUGAGACAGAAGAUUUUUAAAGGCAAAAUUAUAUUUCUGGUUUGUUGUUUCAGAAGACCAAUAAAGACUGUAUUUUCCUACGUA
Symphalangus syndactylus (siamang) is the source of this 4043-nucleotide messenger RNA. It is a transcript of the gene LRTM2, whose product is annotated as leucine rich repeat transmembrane protein 2. The record is from RefSeq and is a predicted model, not a curated record. Lineage: Eukaryota; Metazoa; Chordata; Mammalia; Primates; Hylobatidae. Gene Ontology annotation, cellular component: plasma membrane. Gene Ontology annotation, molecular function: protein binding.